AUGUCCCCCAACCCUCGCAGCGCGCGCGACGAAACCGACCCCCCAACGAGCCGACUGCCCGCCAUGGCUACCACAACCCUCAGAGUCGAGGGGAUGACCUGCGGGGCAUGCACUUCGGCUGUCGAGGGUGCGUUUAAAGAGGUGGACGGUGCUGGCGACGUCUCUGUCAGUUUGAUCAUGGGCCGGGCCGCAGUGCAGCAUGAUCCCUCUGUGCUACCCCCGGAGAAAAUUGCCCAAAUGAUCGAGGACUGCGGUUUCGAUGCGAAGGUUUUGUCGACUGACGAGCAGACAAAAAGUCCCGGGAACAGUGGUGUAAACGACACGCGAGUGUCAGUGACCAACUUAGCGGUUGAGGGCAUGACCUGUGGCGCGUGCACCUCUGCGGUUGAAAGCGGACUCAAGGACAUCCCAGGAGUGAGUUCAGUGAAUGUGUCUCUACUUUCGGAGCGUGCAUUAGUGGAGCAUGAUGUGGAGAAAAUCACGCCAGAGCAGAUCGCGGAGAUUAUCGAGGAUCGCGGAUUUGGAGCGCGGGUGUUGGAUACCGCGACAUCGCCGGGCCAUGACGCCUCAUUAUCGGUCGCCGAAAUGGCGGGAGAAAAUCCAGAGCACUGGGUAACGACCAUCGCCAUAGGAGGAAUGACCUGUGGCGCUUGUACUUCCAGCGUCCAGAAUGCCUUUGACCAUGUCGAGGGGUUGAUUCAGUUCAACAUUAGUCUUCUCGCCGAGCGUGCCGUGAUUGUACAUGACCCUGCCAUUCUCACAAGAGAGAAACUCAUUGCGCUCGUCGAGGAUACUGGAUUCGAUGCGUCGGUUGUGUCAUUCGAGGCGCAGGCGCCUCUCUCAAGGAAGACUCAGCAAAUCCACCUGAACCUCCACGGCCUCCAAAAUGCCGCCGAUGCAUCUGCGCUGGAGGAGGACUUAUUACGCCAACCGGGGAUCUGUUCGGCAUCCAUUAAUUUAAUAUCUUUCCGUGUUGCCAUCUCCUUCGAUGCAUCGGUGAUCGGAAUCCGAUCUGUGGUGGAAACGAUCGAGGCCGCUGGGUACAAUGCGGUGCUAGCUGAUUCAAACGACACCAAUGCACAACUAGAAUCGCUGUCCAAGACGAAAGAAAUCCAGGAAUGGAAGCGCGCAUUCACGACAUCGGUAUCCUUUGCGAUUCCCGUGUUCGUCAUCAACAUGGUGUUGCCGAUGUACCUGCCUAGUCUCGACUUUGGCGGCUUUGAACUGCUUCCGGGCCUCUAUCUCGGAGAUCUGGCAUGUCUUUUUCUUACUAUUCCUGUGCAAUUUGGCAUCGGAAAACGAUUCUACUACACCAGUUAUAAAUCUCUCAAGCAUCGCUCUCCGACCAUGGAUGUUCUCGUCAUGCUUGGUACCUCGGCUGCCUUUUUCUACAGCUGUUUUACUAUGGCCAUGGCCAUGUGUAGCAUGCAGCACAAACGCCCGAGUACCGUGUUCGAUACUAGUACGAUGCUUAUCACUUUCAUUACUCUCGGCCGGUGGUUAGAGAAUCGGGCCAAGGGACAAACGUCCGCUGCUUUAUCUCGCCUCAUGUCUUUGGCUCCAUCGAUGACCACAAUUUACGAAGACCCCAUUGCUGCCGAGAAGCUGGUCGAGGGAUGGAUCUCAAAGAGUGCCUCAGAGAACCCUGGCGCUGGUCCAACAUUGCCCGAGGACACAACGGUCAACCAGAAAUUCAUUCCCACUGAACUGAUUCAGGUCGGCGACAUUGUCAUCCUUCGCCCCGGAGACAAGGUCUCUGCGGACGGUGUGGUCAUGCGGGGCGAGAGUUUUGUCGACGAGAGCAUGAUCACUGGAGAGCCGCUACCAAUCCACAAAAAGAAGGGCAGUCAUGUCAUCGCCGGGACGGUCAAUGGCACGAGCUCAGUGGACUUCAAAGUAAUCCGAGCGGGCAAAGAUACGCAGCUGAGCCAAAUCGUGAAACUCGUCCAGGACGCACAAACAAGUCGGGCCCCUAUCCAACGCAUGGCUGACAUUGUAGCCGGCUACUUUGUCCCCACGAUUAUCGGUCUUGGAUUGAUCACCUUUUUUGGCUGGAUGUUCCUGAGCCAUGUGCUAUCCAACCCGCCCAAGAUCUUCCAGGGUGACGACAGUGGUGGCCGGGUCAUGGUUUGCCUGAAGCUGUGUAUUUCGGUCAUUGUCUUUGCAUGUCCUUGCGCUUUAGGUCUCAGCACGCCGACGGCUGUCAUGGUUGGCACUGGAGUGGGCGCUGAGCAUGGGAUCCUCGUCAAAGGGGGUGCCGUACUGGAAGCGGCCACCAGGGUCAACCAUGUUGUCUUCGACAAGACAGGUACAUUGACUUCUGGACGAAUGAGUGUGGCGCAGACCCGCAUUGAGCCCCAGUGGACUGCCAACGAGUGGCGCCGCCAACUCUGGUGGCUUCUUGUUGGCCUGGCGGAGAUGAAUAGCGAGCACCCGAUCGGCCGAGCGAUCCUCUCCGAAGCCAAGGCUGAAGCAGGACACCCUGGGGAAGAUGGACUCCCGGGUAGCCUGGGUGACUUUGAUGCCUGUGUGGGUCAAGGUAUCUCGGCCGUUGUCGAACCUACAUCCAGCGUAGAACGGACUCGUUACCAGGUUAUUUUGGGCAAUGCCAACUUUCUGCGGUCUAGAAACGUCCCUGUGCCUGCCUCGGCGGACCCCGAAUCCGCCACGAAUGAACCAGGCUCGGAGACGGGUGCUCCCAAGCCCGGCAAGGCGGUCUCUGGGAUCACACGGAUUCACGUUGCCAUUGACAGCCACUAUGCGGGGACAAUAUCGCUUCGAGAUACCAUCAAGGACACAUCAGUGGCAGCGGUAGCAGCCCUGCAUCGCAUGGGCAUCUCCACCUCACUAGUGACAGGCGACACAUCCUCGACAGCGAUUUCUAUUGCCACGGCUGUAGGCAUCCCCGUUGCCUCGGUACAUGCAUCGGUCUCGCCAACCAACAAGCGAGCAAUCAUCUCCUCUCUUCAGUCCACAGGCGAGCGUGUCGCCAUGGUUGGUGACGGAAUCAACGACUCCCCCGCCCUAGCCACGGCCCUUGUCGGGAUUGCGCUAGCAUCCGGCACCGACGUGGCAAUAGAAGCAGCCGAUAUUGUUCUGAUGCGUCCAGAUGACCUGCUCUCCGUCCCAGCCAGCCUGGCGCUCUCGCGCUCAGUGUUCACGCGCAUCAAGCUGAACCUGAUGUGGGCGUGUCUGUACAACAUCAUCGGCCUCCCCUUCGCCAUGGGUAUCUUCCUCCCCUUCACUGGGUUCGUGCUCCCUCCAAUGGCCGCCGGCGCCGCCAUGGCCGCAUCCAGCGUCUCCGUCGUCGUCAGCAGUCUUUUGUUGAAGUUCUGGCACCGUCCGUCGUGGAUGGAGAUCGACCGCCUCGAGAAGGAGCUGGACUUGGAUUUGAUUUCUGCCACUGGCGCAGCUCAUCGUCGCGCCCAUGCCCGCAAGUCACGCUGGUGGACCCCUGCUACCAUACUCGCUUCCAAUCGCCCGCGUUCCCUUCGCCGCUGGCUCGGUCAGUCGGUGUCUGCGGUUUGGUCUUUGGCGACUGGGAGGGGGUUCAAGCCGGCCGUCCAAGAGGACGAGGGCUAUGUCCCGCUCCAGACGGUGGAAUCGCCUGUGUGA
Messenger RNA from Penicillium alfredii, 3615 nucleotides. RefSeq names its product Cu(2+)-transporting P-type ATPase CCC2 (gene ctpA). Gene Ontology annotation, cellular component: membrane. The transcript has a single exon. The coding region runs from base 1 to 3615 and encodes 1204 amino acids. The record is from RefSeq and is a predicted model, not a curated record. Gene Ontology annotation, biological process: monoatomic cation transport; copper ion homeostasis. Gene Ontology annotation, molecular function: ATP hydrolysis activity; P-type divalent copper transporter activity; copper ion binding. NCBI's taxonomy places the organism in Eukaryota, Fungi, Ascomycota, Eurotiomycetes, Eurotiales, Aspergillaceae.